AUGGCAGCCGUGGAUCCGACGUACCCCCUCUACCCCAUUGCUUGCCUUCUGGCUUCAGUAACGCUACUCCUCGUAUUGCUUAACAGCUUCAUUCGUCAAAGCUGGAACCUUGGCGUCGCCUUCCUUUGUUUCUGGCUCUUCUUCGAAAAUCUCACUAACGGCAUCAGUCCUAUUCUAUGGUCUGAUAAUGCACUCAUCAAGCUGUACGUGUAUUGUGACAUCGUAUCGCACCUACAAGAGAUCACUUCGGUUGUCAAACCUAUGGCCACCCUGAUCAUUACUCGCCGACUAUAUCUGAUCACCAACCUACGUUCCGUAGAGCCUCCUACAAAAGCGGCGAGACGCAGAGAUCUGGCGAUAGAGUGGGGGCUCGGUUUGGGCAUUCCUGUUCUGGUUUCAGGACCUAUCUACUACGUCGUUCAGGGUGCUCGAUUCAAGGUCUUAGAGGGUUUCGGCUGCACCAACACCCCUGAUGGAUCGAUACUCACCCUCUUGCUUCUUUAUUCAUGGAACGUGUUACCUCCCUUGGUUUCCAUCACCGUGUACUAUCCUCAUGUGGCCUGGAGCUUCUAUCGCCAUAACCGCGAGAUCAACCAGUUCUUACACAGCCACAAUUCGGUGACCCGCACUAACUACUUUCGCAUUCUUGCCCUUGCAAGCAUCGAUGUUCUGCUCACCUUACCUAUGGGCAUUGCGACCAUCGUCUUGGCUGCGAAAGACGAUUUGUCUUUUUCCGGUCCAUUAUUAUUCUACUCUGGUUGGACCUUCGACCACGCGGACUGGCAGCCGGCGAGCUUCUCCUAUGCAGACAUAGUGUCCGAGGGGCCUUUGCUCGUGGGACAAUUCUACUUCACUCAUUGGACAUCGCCCGUCCUCGCAUUUGUCAUCUUCGGCCUCUUCGGCGUUGCAUCGGAAGCCCGCGCAUCGUACUGGCGCGUCAUAUGCACCGUCGGCGGCUGGCUCGGCUGGCAACCCACACCUCGCGCGCACAGGUCGCGUUCGCCACUGGGAGAUAUCGAGUUCGGCGAGCGUCCUGCUCAGAACUCUAUGUCGCUAGGUCUCGAGUCAAACCCAAGCUACAUCAGCCCCAACGCCGGCGCGCAAGAUCAACCCGAGGGCGGAGUUGAAGUCGGGGGCGUCGUGUACGACGCAGAGAACGGCUUGGAGAAGGAUGCUAUCGAAGAGGUACGCCGGAGUACUGCCGAGGAGACGUACGACGAGCGCCCGAUACAGCCUUCGGCGUCUUCUCAGGCUGACUUCGGCCUUGCUUCGGCCGAGGUGUAG
Peniophora sp. CBMAI 1063 is the source of this 1284-nucleotide messenger RNA. The record is from the annotation of a GenBank genome assembly. NCBI's taxonomy places the organism in Eukaryota, Fungi, Basidiomycota, Agaricomycetes, Russulales, Peniophoraceae.